AUGGCAAAAGCUAAGGAAGAAUAUGGACGGGGUGCUAGCCUGGAGGAUGAACUCAGCUGUCCCAUCUGCUUGGGCAUUUUCAGCAACCCCGUGUCCCUGAGCUGUGGUCACAGCUUCUGCAAGCAGUGCAUCCAGAAGGCGCUCGGUGUCCAGCAGCAAUCCAAGAUCCCUUACUCCUGCCCGCUGUGCAAGCUGUAUCUGGGGCCUGUCCUGGAGCUGCAGAAGAAUUUUCAGCUGUGCAGCAUUGUGGAGACAUUCCAGGCCACCACUUCCAAAGAACAACACGGCAAGGGCUCUGCAGAGGAGAAGGAUGUGCUUCUCUGUGACUUCUGCCUGGGUUUGCCCCAGCCAGCAGUGAAAACCUGCCUGACCUGUGAUGCGUCUUUGUGCCAGGGCCAUCUGGACAAACACAACACCAAAGCUUCCCACAUCCUGGUGGAGGUGGGUGCAGGUGCAGCAGAGGAGAGGAGAUGCCUGGAGCAUGGCAGGCUGCUGGAGUGCUACUGCCAGGACGAGGAGCAGUGCAUCUGCAUGCUCUGCUCCAUCGCGGGGUGCCACAGGGGCCACAGCAUCAUCACCCUGAAGGAGGCACAUGACAAACAGCUGAAUUUCAGUACCCGUGGGAAGGACGUGCUGGUAGUGCAGCUGGAUCAGACCAGGAUCAACCACUACCUGCUCCUGACCAGUAACUGCACAAGUGGCCUGGACUCGGUGCUGCAGAAGCUGCAGAGUGAGUGA
This is a messenger RNA of Chaetura pelagica (chimney swift), 738 nucleotides long. Its product is annotated as E3 ubiquitin/ISG15 ligase TRIM25-like. Bases 1 to 738 code for a protein of 245 amino acids. Gene Ontology annotation, molecular function: zinc ion binding. The transcript is spliced from 2 exons. The record is from RefSeq and is a predicted model, not a curated record. Lineage: Eukaryota; Metazoa; Chordata; Aves; Apodiformes; Apodidae.